UGCAAUUUUAAUCAUCUACACGUGGCCCAACCAAGACACGCCACGUUUGAGUUACGCAGUCUCAAUCUGCUCCAAUUCUUGAAAGAGAAAAAUUGAAAAUAAAAAAAAAAUCUCAUUUCAUCGCCGUCAGUUUGGCUUUCUUCGGUUUUCAGAGAAAAUUAUUCUGGGUGAAGUCUGAAAUUUUUCAUUUUCCUUGAGAAAUGAGGCAGGACUGGGAAUUAGUGCUUGUGAUUUAUCUGAUUAUCAGUUUUUGCGCGGUGAUCGGUUAUUCUGCGACGUCCGAGCAGGAUAUUAGAGAGAGAUUUUACGGUAAUUUGAUAAAUUCAUCGGCGGCGGGUGAUGGCGACGGGAGCAUUGCCAAGAUGUUCGAUCGCGUGUUGGAGAAAGAGUUUUCAGAGAAUGAUCAGCCUGAAGGAGCCGAUGGAAGCAGUUUCAAUAGCACUGUAGCGGAUCAGCAGGCGGAAUUGGAGACUGUCGCUAAAAUAACCCAUGAGAAGUCAAAGAAGAAUGACACUAAAGUGGCCAAUGCUACCAAAUCUUUCCAACUUCAAGAUGUUUUCUCCCUUGAGAAUGAAGAUUCUGAAGAUGUGGAAACUUUGAUUGAUAAAAAGGACAACGUGUUUGUGAUGUCUAAUAAGAAAUCGAAGUAUCCAGUCCUUCAAGUUGAUUUUAGGCUAAUUUCAGACUUGGUGGUUGUUGUAGUCUCUGCUGCCACUGGUGGAAUUAUCUUUUCUUGUUUGGGACAACCGGUCAUUGUUGGCUAUCUUCUGGCUGGAUCAAUUAUUGGCCCUGGUGGAUUAAAUUUUAUCAGUGAGAUGGUACAGGUGGAGACUGUCGCUCAGUUUGGUGUUGUCUUUCUCUUAUUUGCCUUGGGACUGGAGUUCUCUUUGUCAAAGCUUAAAGUUGUGGGGCCUGUUGCUGUUCUUGGUGGAUUGCUUCAGAUAAUCAUCCUUAUAUUUUUGUCAACUGUUAUUGCAUUGUUCUGUGGAGCAGAGUUGUCAGAGGGUGUAUUUGUCGGUUGUUUUAUGUCAAUGUCAUCAACUGCAGUGGUAGUGAAGUAUCUUGUUGAGCGGAACAGAAAUAAUUCGGUUGAUGGUCAAGUGACAAUAGGGACACUUAUUUUUCAGGAUUGUGCUGUGGGCUUGCUAUUUGCUUUGCUUCCUAUUCUUGGAGGUAACGGAAUCUUGAACGGAAUGGUCUCUAUGGGAAAAUUGGUAAUCACUUUAUGCAUAUAUUUUACGGUGGCUUCUAUGUUGACUUGGCUAGCUGUUCCUCGGUUUCUGAAGUUGAUGAUGCAGUUAUCAGCCCAAACAAAUGAACUCUAUCAACUCGCUGCUGUGGCUUUCUGCUUGAUGUCUGCUUGGUGCAGCGAUAAACUUGGCCUCAGUCUUGAAUUGGGUUCUUUUGUGGCUGGGGUGAUGAUAUCCACCACUGAAUUUGCGAAGCAUACCUUAGAUCAGGUGGAGCCGAUUCGUAAUUUUUUCGCUGCUCUCUUCCUUUCUAGCAUCGGGAUGCUCAUACAUGUACACUUCCUUUGGACACAUGUGGAUAUAUUGCUUGCAUCUGUUUUUCUGGUGGUGACUGUUAAGACAACAGUUUCUGCUGUGAUUACUAAGGCCUUUGGUUAUAACCUUAGAACAUCAUUUGUCGUUGGAGUGUUGCUGGCGCAGAUUGGGGAGUUUGCAUUUGUUCUCCUAAGCCGCGCUUCAAACUUACAUCUUAUUGCGGGGAAGAUGUACCUUCUUCUUUUGGGAACAACAGCUCUGAGUCUUGUGACAACUCCCGUCUUAUUCAAGCUAAUACCUGCUUUCAUACGCUUGGGUGUUCUUAUGCAAUGGUUUCCUUCUCAAAGUAUAACUAAUAAUGAGGAAAAAGUUGUGGUGGUUCAAAGUGGAUGACUAGACUUCCUGUACGUUGGCAAUUCCUAUUUUGUUGGUUGAUAACAACAUCAAGCUAGAGGUAUAAAUGUUUAUUAGAAGAACAGAAGGAAAAGAUGGGUGUUUAGGACGGACAUUGUGGACCUUCCAGAGUUGAUUCAAUUUACUUCCAGCGUUUGAUUCAAUUUAGAGUCUACAUUCGUGUACAUACGUGACAUUAUAUCUUAUAGGGAUUUAUCUUAUAGGGAUUUGUAAAUAUUCACACGCUCAAAUCUCAUAUGGCUAUUUGCCUAAAGCCUUUGCCUUUUUUGAACUUAUGUAAGCUAAACCUGAUUUAGAGCUGCUAUUAAUACAUGAUGACAGAUUACACGGCAGUCAAAUGUUCUUUUUUCCUUUUUGUUCGCGCUUAUCUUGCAUGUUUGCAAUACAUUUAGUUCUUC
Messenger RNA from Striga asiatica, 2317 nucleotides. The record is from the annotation of a GenBank genome assembly. NCBI's taxonomy places the organism in Eukaryota, Viridiplantae, Streptophyta, Magnoliopsida, Lamiales, Orobanchaceae.